Messenger RNA from Marchantia polymorpha subsp. ruderalis, 1477 nucleotides. Lineage: Eukaryota; Viridiplantae; Streptophyta; Marchantiopsida; Marchantiales; Marchantiaceae. The record is from the annotation of a GenBank genome assembly.
AACUCAGUAGAUGGGUUGAUUCUUGUACGUUGGAAGAGUAUGCAACGUUCUAGGUAUUUGGCGGUUUUAUCGAAGCCCCGUUUCCCGUCAAUUUACAUUUGGCAUGCCAUAAAAUCAAUCGCGCAAAUGCGUAAAGCAUAUUCCUAAAUUGAGCCAGGUUGGAGGACGAGCGUUCCGGGCAGCGCGGAGCGAGGCGCAGAGAUUUGAAAAUUUGAAAUGGCAGCGUGGGCGAGGGGAGAUCAGCACCCGUUGCAGGACGCGGUGGCGAUGGGGCUGGGAGUCAUGGUGGGGCUCGAGCUUUUGUGCAGGCUUUGGUGAAGGCGAGCGAGAGCAGGCAGGCUAGCAGGAAGGCAGUUCAUGGCCAUGGUGCUGUUCAAGGACGAGGACGACGAGGUUUUGUACGACGACGUGCUGCUGGCAGCGGUGGACGCAGCGGUGUCGAGGCAAUUGCGACGCACUUCGCAGCACGCUGCAGCUCCGGCUUUGACCUUGCCUGCGCCGCCGAAGAAGCUCAUGUCCGCGCAUUCUCCCCACCAGAAUUUUCCCAGGGCUGGAGCAGGCGGCGGUCACGACUUUCCGAAGCCCGGGGCUUUCGCAGGAGGAGCUGGGGUUGGUGUGGAUUCGAAGCAGCAAGCAGCAGCAAACUGGAGCAAUGGCCGCAGGCCUUUGCAAGAAUUGGCACCCUCUGUCGGUAGGCGCUGGGUCGAUUCGCACGAAAUGGUCGAGAGGCCAUCAAGCACCAUGUGGGUACAGGCUGAGGUCUGCAGCCCGACGAAAGAGCGCGAGGGCUCCUGGUUCUCUGGGUUGGCUGGGGUGUCCAUGUUCAAGGAAUGCCAGGACGCCGCUAUGAAGACGCUGGUGCCAAGUGAUUACAUGAUGAUGCAAGGGAAACCCUUCAUUAAGAAAUCUGGCUGGAGGAAAAUUGCCUUCUUCUUCAAUAUCUCGUUCGAGAUUAAGGAUAAAAAUAUACAAUUCGACAGCAACUCCAAUGUACUCCGAGCUGAAUUUGUAGUGCGGGCGAGCAUGCCGACUGGGCGGUUUACAGACUCCUGGGGUUCAUGUGAUCGUGGAGAGAAAAGGUUUUCUAAACCGAACCAUGACAUUCCCAGCACAGCAGAGACGCGGGCCAAGACCAGAGCAUGUCAGGAUCUGCUCGGCAUCGGGGAGUAUAAGCUAGAUGGUGGGGCACAUUGAUAUAUAGCAUGCAGCGAAGGCAUUUGGAGAGUCAGAUGAAACGAAGUUCGUUGGCAACAAAAGUUGCACAAUACUUUUUGACACCCCUACAUUAGUCGUAACAUCCUCAUCAAUAUCGUAAUCCUCGACUGAAAGUUAAGGUCACAAUGUAAUAUAAGGGAGUUUUCUUUGGAAAUUCGAUACACCAAUUUACUUGUUGAGAUUACAUCUACAGGCACAUUAGUGACAUCUUACUCUAAAAUGCACAGAAGUAUCGCACCCCUUCAUGUCCAACUUGAUUUCC